Molecule: messenger RNA, 3197 nt
Organism: Neodiprion fabricii
Lineage: Eukaryota; Metazoa; Arthropoda; Insecta; Hymenoptera; Diprionidae
Gene: Dbp73D
Product: probable ATP-dependent RNA helicase Dbp73D
Exons: 6
Coding region: 138-2039 (633 amino acids)
Cellular component (GO): nucleus
Molecular function (GO): ATP binding; nucleic acid binding
Source: RefSeq, a predicted model, not a curated record
AACUCGGACUUCUACGGCUACGUUCAGCGUGUUGAAUGUAUAUUAAAGUUUAGUUUAGGUUCAAACGGCUACGAAGUCGUGAAAUAGAAAUACAUAUACUGUUUAUAGUAGCUUGUGAAUUGAGCGGUGACAUAAAUAUGAGUCUCUUUGUUGUAAACAGGUAUCAGGGUAACGAUGAUAAUGCACCAGAAUCUACGACCACCGAAGACCACUACACAACUCUGUUGAAGAAAAUUGAGGAGCGCAAAAAACGCAAGAGUGCAACACAAGAAAACGAAGUUAAUAAGGAUGGAGUUGACAGCUCGGAGGUGUCAGUUGCGAAGAAGAAACGAAAGAAACAAAAGCCCUCAACUACCAAGGAAAAUGGAGCAAAACGCAAAGAUACAACUACUCCAGAACAAAUCACCACGACUUUACAUUUCUCUGCUACAGAAGUCAACGACCCUGUAGCUAGCGAACAGCGUGAAAGCUUGACAGAAACCACGGGCUCUACGCAAAAGGCUACUGCAAAGAAACCUGCUUAUCUCAUUCUCGGAUCUGAUUCGCACAAGAAAAAACCUGUUAUAAAACGUGUCUUACCUGAAUGGUUGUCACAACCAGAACUAAUUUCUGCUGAUGUAAACAGCGGUCCUAGUUUAUCUGACUUCAAAUCAAUUCUAGAUUCCGACAUAAUAGAUAUUCUCAAGAAAAGUGGAGCGACAAAACUUUUUCCAGUUCAAGCAAACAUUAUACCAUGGCUACUGGAAUGUGAUAGGCAUAGAAAAAUGGGCUGGUGGCCUCGAGAUGUUUGCAUUUCAGCACCUACAGGAAGUGGAAAAACACUUGCAUAUGUUUUACCAAUUAUUCAACUGCUAAAACAUCGGUUUGUGAGAAAAGUACGUUGUCUUGUCGUACUCCCAGUCCAGGAGCUAGCUGCACAAGUCUAUAAAGUGGUGAAAACAUAUUCAGAGCAUACAAAUUUGCGAGUAACAUUGCUCUCAAGUGCUGCUACCUUUCAGCAAGAACAAAAAAAACUUGUCAAACAAGACGGAUCUGGAAAAUACAUCAGCAAGGUAGAUUUCAUUGUAACAACGCCUGGUCGCCUGAUAGAUCACAUUGAAAGAACUGAAGGAUUUUCACUAUCUUCACUUCGAUAUCUUGUCAUUGACGAAGCUGAUAAAGCCACGGAUUGGCUGCAGCAUCUUCCUGCUCCACAUUGCGGAUCAGCUACUCUUAAUAUAUCCAACAUUGAGUCAAAGAAUCGACCUACUCAGAAGCUAUUGUUUAGCGCGACGUUAUCUCAGGACCCGGAAAAGCUGAGUAGACUUGGUUUAUUUCAACCCAAGUUAUUCACAUCUGUUCUACCGGAAGACAAAGAUAUAGAUUUAAACUUGGACAAAGCUACGGGAGAUUUUGUUGGGCGUUACACUAGUCCGGACGAACUAGUCGAGAAAGCUGUGGAGUGCGAGACUUUGAACAAGCCGCUAGCUCUUUUCCAACUAUUAACUGGAAGUGACGAAGUGCAAAGAGCGCUGGUAUUUACAAACUCAGGAAAUACAGCGCAUAGAUUGGCCCUGUUAAUCAAUUUAUUGGGUAAAAAGAGAGGAUUAACCGUGGCAGAAAUAUCUGCACGUUUGGAUCACAAAAAGCGAGAAAGUGUGUUGUCGAAAUUUGCACAAGGAGAUAUUCAAGUGUUGAUUAGCUCGGAUGCUUUAGCCCGCGGAAUGGAUAUCUCUGGUGUAAAUCUAGUCGUUUCCUACGACUUACCGAAACAUAUCAAAGGUUACAUUCACAGAUCAGGACGGACAGGUCGAGCCGGUACUCCGGGUACAGCAGUGUCUAUUCUAACACCUGCGCAGGUCGCAGCUUUCAGUAAAAUGUUGACCAGUGCUCGAAAGAGUGUACCUGUUAUUGAGAAAGUGGAUCUUGAUUCGUUUUCCGAAUCUCCUGAUUACGAGGAGCAUAUAGUAAAGCUGAGAGAAAUGUUGGAGGAGGAGCAAGUAAACGAGUUGAACCAUGUAAAGUCUGUUAAAAGAAGACAUAAACGGAUACACAAGUAGUUAUAAUGUUCAAUUACUGCCUUAUGCUUACAGUAAAAUACGGAAAACCAUUUUUCUCGAUACUUAUUUUAAUGUAAAUAAUUUGUAGGGUAAUUCUAUCUUGUACUAUACCAAACAACAAUUACUUAUGUCGACCGAACGAGAUUACGUGAAAAAUACAGUGAAGGAUUUAACAUCGAUAAUAACAUUUUAUUGUCUGAAUUUUAAUAAUAUCAUACAUUGCAUCAUCAUCAUCAUCAUCAUCAUUAUUAUUUUUGUUAUCUUUGUUAUUAUUAUUAUUAUUAUUAUUAUUACUAUUUUACGUUGCUCUAUCAGUUUAAUUUUAAUACCAAUUUGUAUAAUCAACUGUUGGUUACUCUGUUUCUAUUAUUCAAUGUUUACGAAGGCAACCAUUCAUAUUACAAUAAUUUAUAAAAAGAUAAAUGAUGUUACUUAUCUCGUAAAACGGAGAAAAUAUUAUUACGCAAUAUUACCAAAAAUUCUCAUCUUUAACUCGCACGUCACUUACUAUUUCGCUUCGAGAACAAAUCGGUAUGCAAUGAAUCACGUCUCGCUUUCUAUUGAUAAGAUGUUACGUAGACGAGAUAGAAGUUUAUUUGACUAGAAGUAUGCGGUUUAGCGGGAAAUGAGGGGUUGAUAACUGGAGCAGAAUCGUUAUUUCAUCUUGAAUAGGACCUGUGCAAAUUUCGACUUGGGAAAGUUUAUUAUUAAUUAUUUGGACGCGUUAAGAUCAGAAGAAAAAGUAACAUGUUGAAAAAUAUCAUGAAUAUCAAGGGGAGUGAGAAAAUUUGCACACAUUUGAAUACGCAAAUUUUCUAAAGUAAGCACAGGCCUCAGAUGAUUCAGUAAUUUAUAAUCCAUUACAUACUUGGCAAAACAUGUCCGUUUUUCCAAAUUAUGUUACACCAUACAUAUGAAGUCAUAUUUUAAUUUUACAUAUAAAAUCUAACCAAUUCUUAUGAAUUUAUUACCAAUGUUUGUUUAUCGAUACUGCAAUUCUCGUACGAUUCAACAUUCCAUUAUAAUUAUUUACAGAAUACGGCAUGUAUAUGUGCUAUAUAUAUGCUAUAUGUGUUAGGUAUUCAAUUUAUACAGUUAUAUACUGCUUUAUGUUAUGUUUAUGUACAUUUAACGUGGUCCUAUAUAAUUCAUAUGUGU